AUGUCUUUCAAGUUUAAUUUUAUGACAACUGAUUUGGAUAUAUCUGACGAAGAGACAUCAAUUGUAGAAGAUUAUGAAAUUGAUGAAAAAAAAAAUCAUGUUCACUCGUCAAAUAACGAUAAAGUAUCCAGACCACCAUCAUUAAUUCCUUCAAGUGAGUUUAUUCCAACAUUUAUGUCAUUAAAACUUCCCCAAACAUUUAUGUUUGAGCAUGUCGAUUCCACUAAAAAAUCAACAGAAGAAAAGGUUAUUAUUUAUAAAAGACAUUUGGCAGACGUUAAAUUUCAGAUAGCACAAGAAGAUGAAGAUCUUGUCAUGGAUAAUAAUCAAAAAAUAAAUAAUCCAUCAAAUAUUUUGGAAUUAUCGAUAAAAAAUGAUUUGAUUGAAGGAGUAUACGAAGGCGGAUUAAAAACUUGGGAGUGUUCAUUUGACCUGCUUGAUUAUUUUAUAAAUGAUUUGCAAAAUUUUGACUUUGAUAAUAUUAAUAAGAUAUUAGAGCUUGGAUGUGGGACAUCACUUCCUGGCAUUUAUCUUCUUUCUAAAUAUUCGUCACUUAAAGUAGAUUUUCAAGAUUAUAAUGAACAGGUUUUAAAAUUGAUCACAAUACCAAACAUACUACUUAACACAAUUUUACGUUCAAAAUUAAAAGAGAUUAAUGAAAAAAAUGAAGAAAUAGAGAUUAUUAAAAAUGACAAAUUAUUCAACCAAUUAAAAAAAAGUAGAUUUUUUAUGGGUGAUUGGGGUGAUUUAGUUGAUGUGAUCAACAUCGAUUCAGAAGAAAACAAAUAUGACAUGAUAAUUACAUCGGAAACAAUAUACAACAUUAAUUCUUUACCAAAAUUGUAUAAUGUUAUCAAAAAUACUCUAAAAAGGCCAAAUGGCGUUGCAUAUGUUGCUGCAAAGUCCAUAUAUUUUGGUGUUGGUGGUAGCAUGUUGACAUUUCGAGAAUUUGUGGAACAAGAUAAUAUAUUUGAAGUUAAGUUGGUUAAAACUGUUGAAGCUUUUGUCAAAAGAGAGAUUUUGCAACUUAGUUUUUCGAAAAUAAAUUAA
Entrophospora sp. SA101 is the source of this 1050-nucleotide messenger RNA. NCBI's taxonomy places the organism in Eukaryota, Fungi, Glomeromycota, Glomeromycetes, Entrophosporales, Entrophosporaceae. The record is from the annotation of a GenBank genome assembly.